GAUGCAUGCCACCCAAGGUUUCUGGCAGGACCCAACAGGCUGACUCUGGGAAAGUGAGGCAGUGCUCAGAAUCUGCUGAGAGCAACUGGGGUCAGAGGACUAACCCUAACCCUGCCCUUUCCACUCCAGCCUUCACCCAAAGGCCCUACAAGGCACCCCUCCCUCCCUCCCUCCCUCCCUCCCUCCGCGGUCGGCAGCCUAUUGCUCUCCUCCUCCUCGCGGCACUCCUGCACUUCUGGCAGGGCUUGUGCUUGUCUCAGGCGCUUCAAGCUGCUCUGGCAAUCUUGCAGUGGAAACGUUGUGUGGCUGCCCUCUCUUUGCUUACAGACUCGCCAGGCUCUUCAGCAGCCCCAGGGGGCACUCCCAAGGCCUCCCUCCCCUUUCUCUUUGCAGGUGCAAACAAAGUCCCUUGAACUGGAUGGGAGCAGUCUAAGCCACAGCAGGGAAGAGCAGGGAAGGAUGCUCUUGGGGGUCUGUCUGGGUGCCUUGGCUCUCACUGUCUUCUCUUUGGCCUCAUCCACCACAGAAAUGAAAGUUGAUGUCUUUCAGAAGCAUGUGAAUCUCAGCUGCUCCACAGAUAACCCCGAAUGGAAAAUAAAAGAGUGGAGCAAGUAUAAACCUCUACACAAGAGUGGAAUAUUGACCAUACCACUCAGUGAGGGGAAAGUGACCAAGGGUCAGUACUCCUGUGUCUCCAAGGAUGAUCAGACAUCCAGGAUUUAUCUGCAGAUCAAAGCCUGUGAAGACUGUGUGGAACUGAGCACCGGGUUUGUGGCCGGCAUCGUCAUCGCUGACCUGCUCAUCACCUGCGGGGUCCUCUUCCUGGUCUACUACUUCAGCAAGAGCCGUGGAGGGGCUGCAGGGGGUGGCCCCCGCACACGGACACAAGGCCCAAAGGGGGACUGCCCCCCACCUGUCCCAAACCCAGACUAUGAGCCCAUCCGGAAAGGCCAGCGGGAGGUGUAUGCCGGACUAGAGGCCAGGGCCUUCUGAGACGCACCACAGAUGAUGCUGGGCGGAGAUGCAGUGCCAGGAAACCAUUUUGCUGGUGGCCGUGGCCAGAGACUGCGUCUACAGCACCGCCAUUUCCUUGUGCCACCAGCAGCUUCGGUGUGUGUGUGUUGUUUUCCUCUCUGAUUCUUGCAGCCGCUGCCUCCUCCUCCUCCUACGCAGCUCAGCCCCUUCCCUCCAGUGGGUCUGGAUGUGCCUCAGGAUAGUGGAGAGGGGGGCCUUCCGACUGCUCUGCUACCAUCUCCCAGCCAUGGCUGGAGCUCCCCCAGCGCAACACAGGGUAUCUGGGGGGGGGGGCUGCUUGGAACACAGAGACCUAGGGCAGGCCACAGGUACUGGGAGGGGCUGUGUGGGGUUAGGGUUGGGGUCAGGGCCCGACCCUCACCCCCCACCCUCACCCCCCACCCUCACCCCCCACCCUCACCGCCUGGACUUGCCCCGCGAGCAGUGCUCCACCCCUGAACAGAACCUGAUUGCAGGGGCAGGGGGUGUCCUAGUUCUAGAGCCUUUGACUAAGGGGGUCUGACAGAACCUGCUCCCCCAAGGCAUCCCCCCUUCUUCAUCCAUCAGUCCUGGCCCCCUUCCCUGCAUCAACUCUUUGAACUUAAGCCCCUUGUAGUCAGACACCCCCCCGCCACAAGGCUCCUGCCACUCAGGGAGAACGGUCAGUCUACCGGCUCAGCUGCCUUUGCUGCCUUCGUCCUUCUCCUGGCCUGCCACGUGGUGGGUCCUGGGUUCAGGCACCACAGGAAGCAACUGCAAUCUGCCGCCCCCAGAGCAGUGCUCUGACCUCUUUGGAAAAAGCCUGUUUCCGUGUUUAUUUUGGUUGUGUUUGCAAGGAAUUGUAAUAAAGUGGCUUCUGGUCCAGCCG
Molecule: messenger RNA, 1882 nt
Organism: Rhineura floridana
Lineage: Eukaryota; Metazoa; Chordata; Lepidosauria; Squamata; Rhineuridae
Product: T-cell surface glycoprotein CD3 epsilon chain
Exons: 5
Coding region: 460-993 (177 amino acids)
Biological process (GO): positive thymic T cell selection; cell surface receptor signaling pathway
Cellular component (GO): external side of plasma membrane; alpha-beta T cell receptor complex
Molecular function (GO): transmembrane signaling receptor activity
Source: RefSeq, a predicted model, not a curated record